UUCUUUUAUUUUCUGCGAGAUUUUUUCCUUGAACGACGAAGAAGAUGGCUUCUCUGAGAUCUCCACUGGAUCUGAUCAUCGUCUUCGUCUACGCUGUUGCAGUCUCAUCAUCGUCUCUCGCCAGAUCACAUGAACAAGACAACGGAGACGACGAGUUUAGAAGCGGUGGGCGUAGGGUCCUUCUAGGUUUCAAAGAAACUCCGAAAGGAAGCAACGUCACCUUCGAAUGCUCUCCUUCAGGUCCUUGCGUCUCCUGCAAUUCCUCCGAAAAGAGAAAAGAGAAGUAUCGUUGCAGUGAAACGGGUUAUCGAAUUCCUUUUAAAUGUAGAGAGGUGAGAGGAGGAGGAGGAGGAGAAGCUUCUUCACACAAGAAAGAUGCGGAAGAGACUCAACAAAAUGAUCAUCAGCCUAAUGUCAGUAAUGAUGACGGAGAAGUUGUUGAUGCAUCGGUGAAACAGAGGAACCUGCGUGAUGACUCUACACCAGCAUUGAAAGCUAAGAAGUCUCAGUCUUACAAAACUUAUAGAAGCUGUGUUCCUUCUUCAGAUGAGGAGAGAGUUUCAGUUCUUGGUUUUGAGGCGGUUAUGCUUGGACUGUUACUCGUAAGUGGAUCAUUUGUAUACUACAGAAAGAAACAGACAGUACCGAUGGCCGGAGUAUCCACUGGAAGAUCACAAAGCAAUUCGCGGUUUUAAGGGCACCACCUUUUUCUAUAUAUGUAGAAGCUUUCAACGUUUUUUUUUUCCAUUGUUGCGAGAAACAGAGAUAUUUGAUCUGAGUGUAUAGAAUUAAGCUUUUAGGGGUUUGAUAUAACUGGAUACUACUUGUUUCUUUAAAUGACUAAUUGUUUAUGACCCCAUUGCUGAGAUCAAUUCCCAUUUGAAAAA
Brassica oleracea var. oleracea is the source of this 887-nucleotide messenger RNA. RefSeq lists its product as uncharacterized. The transcript is spliced from 4 exons. The record is from RefSeq and is a predicted model, not a curated record. Bases 45 to 695 code for a protein of 216 amino acids. NCBI's taxonomy places the organism in Eukaryota, Viridiplantae, Streptophyta, Magnoliopsida, Brassicales, Brassicaceae.